GGCAUUGCUCUCAGAUUUCAUCUCUGGACUCUGAUCGUUCAAGUUUCAUCUCGAACGCCAAUCGUUGAAGCUGAUCGUUGAGCGGCGAUCAUUGAAAAUUUUCUAUCUCUGGAAAGUUUUAACAAGCAUUAUUCAAAUGGAACAUGAAGAGACUGAAGUCAUGAGGAAACGCAUGAAACUACCCGUGGAAGAAAAGGAAAUGAUUGUAGGAGAUGGGGCAGUUGUAGAGAUUGUAGAAGAUGAAAGUAAGAUCCAUGCUGCAUUAUCUAAACAGAUGGAGCUUGACGUCAAUCACAUUCUUGAAAAGAUAGAUCGCUUCACUCAGCUGGUAUCUGAGCUGUUGGAAUCAGGGAAGUCGCUUUUCAAGGAACUGAGUAAUGAAUUUGAAGAACGAAUGAUUUUAAUACAUAAAGAACAGAUGGAAGAAUGGCAGGAGGAGAUCAAGGAGCUGCGCUUGCUUGAUGCCUCAAAUGAGGAGAUCAAUUCUGUUUUGUACAAUGCUCGAUAUCUACUUCAGAAUGUUCAUAAUGACUCCUGAAGGUUAGGGCAAAACAUGAAGCAACAUGAAGCAUUGGGGAAGGUGACAAUGCUGCGAUGGUAGAGUAAUAUAGAGAACCAAUGCAGCCCGUUUUUCCUUUGGUAUGAUGAGAAAUAUUAUUGUUCAGUCAAUUUAGGUGUCCGGGCAACACGAAGGCACUGCAAAUUAAAGAUCACAAUGUUGUUAAAUGAUCUCUUAAUGUCUGCCCAACCUCCAUUCUUGAGGAUUAAGUCUUACCAUGAUUUCGACUCAAGUCUAAGAACUCUUCGGCUUUAUGAUCAAUCACAGGGCAGUAUAUAUAUUCUAUGUUGGUGGAAAACAGGUUCAUCAAAAUGGUUGAUUAAUUGAGAGUAAACUUGACAAAGUUCCUAUGGUUGUGAUUGCAAUUGUGCAGUACUCAAUCUUCUUCUUAAAAGACAUAAAUAUGUAUUCAUCUGUUGGCUUCUGGCUUGAUCGUUGAAGAAGACUUGAAUGUUUGUUCA
Cornus florida is the source of this 1020-nucleotide messenger RNA. RefSeq lists its product as uncharacterized. The transcript is spliced from 7 exons. The record is from RefSeq and is a predicted model, not a curated record. Lineage: Eukaryota; Viridiplantae; Streptophyta; Magnoliopsida; Cornales; Cornaceae. Bases 137 to 538 code for a protein of 133 amino acids.